ACCAAUGGACAUCCCGUUCACUUAUUUACCGUGGCCCCAAGCAAACUGAUCGUGGAACAUGUAUUGAAUUUUUCAUACGGACCGCCUCAUCUUUUUUCCGUCGCUCGAGCUCUUUUUAAAAAUUCCUACGCGAGAGACCGGUAACCUCGAUUCUUCCUUGAAAGAUUGAACGGCCGUUUCGCAUCCACGAACGAAAGUGUUCUGUGUCCAAAAUGCGCAUCGUGACAGUCGUAUUGCUAUCAAUUUCGCUAUUCUGUACUUUCCAACACAGUCACGGAUACGACAUCCUAGGUAUUUGCCCAAGUACAAGUUACAGCCACCAACAAUCUUUUCAAGCAUUGAUGAAAGCACUGGCGUUUCGUGGUCAUAAGGUUACUGUUUUAUCAACAGUUCCCUUAAAGGAUGCUCCACCGAAUUAUGAGAAUGUUGACUUGUCAUUUUCAUAUAUAAGCAAAGAUUGCACAGGAUUAAGACAUAUAGGAGCCUACGCACUUUUCCAUCAAAAUUUAUUGGGAGCAAAUCAUAUAUGCAGACAUCAAUUAUUUAGUCCCGCUAUUGAUAAACUUAUAGCAAGCAACAAGACAUUCGACGCAAUCAUUAUAGAACAAUUAUGGUACCAAUGUUAUUACGCCCUUGUAAAGCACUACAACUUUCCCGUGCUGAUUGGAUUUUUGAGCGUAGGCAACUUGCCCUAUGUAAUGGAUUCCAUAGGAAAUCCAGACGAUCCUAACUUUAACCCAGACAUGACGUAUCCAUUUACGAAUAGAAUGACAAUCAAUGAGCGGAUAAUGAAUAUCCUUUAUACAACAUAUACAAGAUUAUAUUAUCGAUAUUGGCAUCUACCAAAUGCUCAACGCAUGGCUAACAAACGGACUCCUGGCACAUCUGUUUACGACAUCGAUAAAAAUUUCAGUCUAGUGAUUCUGGGCAACAAUCACGUGUUUGGUUAUCCGAAGCCAUUAUUGCCACAUGUGAUCGAAGUUCAUAGUUUGCAUAUUUUGGAAAACCCUGGUUCCUUGCCUAAAGAUAUUCACGAAUUUCUGGACAAUGCUCAAGAUGGUGCUAUUUAUUUCUCUCUGGGCUCAAAUCUGCAAACUGACCAACUACCUGCUGGACCUUUGACCGCAUUGUGUAACGCCCUAGGUUCGCUUAAGCAAAGAGUUCUAUGGAAACAUAAUGGUAACAUGGCUAUUCAUGCGACCAACAUCAAAUUUGUAAAGUGGGUGCCACAACAAGCAGUACUAGACGGAAUAGCCAAAAUAAUAUCGUCCACAUAUCGAUAAUAAAAUAACAACUGAAGAGGCAGC
This is a messenger RNA of Acromyrmex echinatior (Panamanian leafcutter ant), 1307 nucleotides long. Its product is annotated as UDP-glucosyltransferase 2. Lineage: Eukaryota; Metazoa; Arthropoda; Insecta; Hymenoptera; Formicidae. The record is from RefSeq and is a predicted model, not a curated record. Gene Ontology annotation, molecular function: UDP-glycosyltransferase activity.